AUGCCAGCGGAGAAAAAAGCGCGGGAGAAAGCCCGCACAAAUGAGGAGGGGAAAGUGGUCGCAGAAGGAUGGACACGUCACUAUGGAGGCGGUAGGGGGCCGGUCGUGAAGGAAGUAGGCGGUGAUACCGCCCGAGCAAUCAGGCACAAAGUGGAGAACACCCAGUGA
Pelobates cultripes (western spadefoot toad) is the source of this 168-nucleotide messenger RNA. NCBI's taxonomy places the organism in Eukaryota, Metazoa, Chordata, Amphibia, Anura, Pelobatidae. The record is from the annotation of a GenBank genome assembly.